Strongylocentrotus purpuratus (purple sea urchin) is the source of this 2393-nucleotide messenger RNA. RefSeq names its product coagulation factor V. The transcript has 5 exons. NCBI's taxonomy places the organism in Eukaryota, Metazoa, Echinodermata, Echinoidea, Camarodonta, Strongylocentrotidae. The record is from RefSeq and is a predicted model, not a curated record. The coding region runs from base 24 to 1076 and encodes 350 amino acids.
UUAUUUCAGUUCCUCCGACAACGAUGUCUUCGAUAUCAACAAUGCCUCCUUCGCCGAUGCCUGCGGUAGAAGAUAAUACGAACUCGAUGACGACAAUGGCGAUGAUGACAACUGAUGAAGAAAUCAACGACAGCGUAACAGGGGGCGAUAUUGCUGAUUUGACGACACUGGCGGUUCCAAGUCAACCACAAACGACGCCCAGCAUGAACGGAGACAACGUUACCAUCACGUUAUCAUCAUCAACUACAGGAAAUAUGACGUCAACGCCGGACAUGGGGAAUACGACGUCGACGUUAGACAUGGGAAAUAUGACUUCCACGCCAGACAUGGGAAAUUCAACUUUGUGGCCAGAUACGGUAAACGUAACGUCAAAUCCUGUUGCCGAAAACACAACGUCACUCUUUGACAUGGGAAAUUCAACGUCGACGCCGGACAUGGGAAAUAUGACGUCGCCGUCCAACAUCGAGAAUUCAACGUCGCCGUCGGAUAUGAGGAAUGCGACAUCGUCGAGGGAUUCUAAUGCGACGGAGACAUUGACGACAGGCUCGAUGACAACGUCGGAGUAUGUGACUGUGACCUUUACAUCUGAAUAUACCGAUAUAGUGACGGAUGGUUUGGAGGACAACAAUGUGACGAAUGCUACAAUGACAGAAAGUAACAACACAUUUACUGCAAAUACAGGGAAUUUUACGAUAAUGUGUAAGUUUACAGUGCAGUGUUUGUGUCUUUUGGUUACAACAUCGGAACCUGAAACAAUUACAGACACAGAUGCUAACGAUACUCGAAAGAGAAACGGACCAAGCCUACCAGUUGCACUGUACAUGUGUAUCUCAGUUAUACUGGCACUGUGUGUUGUAUUACUGAUGGGUGUCAUUGCGCAUGCGUGCGCCUCAUUGCGAAACCGACCGACUUCAUACAACAUCUCCAGCCGGGUGAACGGUCACCAGAAUCCAGCGUUCGACAGCGGCGAAGUCGCCGACGAUGACGAGGAUAACCCGGUCAAAGGCAUCAUGCGAGGACCCAGAGGCGACAUCGAGUCGGGAAUGUACAACGACAACGAACGAACUCCGCUAUGAUGACGGGGGAAAAGUUCAAAUCAAUACCGCCAUCCUGGGGUUGAUUGGGGAAAAUGUCUUUGGAAAGAAAGGGUCGAUUCCAAACGUUUACGGAGUGACAUUUCCAAGAAAUGUUUUUUAAACGGUUUUUCAAAUUCAAACUUACCACCCUUGAAAAUCAUUGUCAGUGUCAUAUUUUUGCUGUGAACAAAUCUACAUGCACCACUUUUGAGACUGAGUUGAUGAUUUCGCUCCCAAAAGGAGCGAAUUAUCUACACUGUGUAGGCAUGAGUGAUAACAUUUUCAAUUUCCAAACGAUUGGUGUUUUACUCUUUCCUGAGUGAAAUAUUACGGUGACCACUCUUUUUUUUUCUCUCGAUAAAAGGAUUGUCCCUUAUUUAACUCCUUGUGAUAGUGGAAUAUCACUCUCUGUUGAGUGCUUUUUCACUCUUUCACAUAUAGAGAGUACAGAAUGACCGCAAAAUACCUUCUAUGGCAUUCCGUAACAAAACUAUAAAGUUUUUGAAUGGUUAUUUGGUUGAUGGAAACUUAAAGGUCGUGAAAGAACACAAUUUCAGUUAAUUUUAUCAUAUAUCACUACUUUGCAGGUUUUUAUCAAAAUGUCUGUGCUAUUUUUAAUUCAAAUUGAAAUUUCUCUGUAGGCCUACAUGUCAUUCUGUAAAGGCUUGUUCAGAUAUGUCUCGGUAAAUCGCCGCAAAAAAAAAAAGCCGCCGUGGUUUUGGGGUUUUUAUAAGUUAUUUAUAUCAUUGUAAAUGAUUGCCAACUGCAUGCAGCAACAUAGGACUUGCUCGUAAUCACCGAGCUAUAAGAUACAGAAAUGUGAAGCGUUUCACAUUUAACGUCCUCAUAAAUAAAAAGAACCGCCGCAGUUUUGCCCGUCAUAUCUGAACGGGCCUUAACGUUUGGAAUUGACCAAUGAAAAUCAGUCUCGAUGUCACAUGAAUGAAGAUAUGAAAAGCAUUCGGAAUACACAAAUGAGAGUCGUAGAUACGGUGGAGUCAAUUUUCUACCUUGAAUACUUUUAGGAGGGGCGUUCAAUAGCGUGAGACAAGUGACAGUGUGUGACUUUCCCUAAACCCUCUCUCGUCCGUCUGCCUUUCUUCUUUCUUUAUCUCUGUCUCUCUAUAAGCGCGUCUUCAUCAUCUCGAGAUUGCCAAAUAGCCCGGUAUUUGGGAAAUAAUCCCGAAGUAACAAAUCGCGUCUUCACUAUCUCGAGAUCCGACCUCGAAACUCGAAACUCGAACUUGAGAAAUUAGCUCGAGAUAGUAUUGCGAAUCUUCGGUCUAGUGAAGAUGCACGGGACAAAUAGCUGGAUAU